Molecule: messenger RNA, 1200 nt
Organism: Ochlerotatus camptorhynchus
Lineage: Eukaryota; Metazoa; Arthropoda; Insecta; Diptera; Culicidae
Exons: 2
Coding region: 1-1200 (399 amino acids)
Biological process (GO): regulation of transcription by RNA polymerase II
Cellular component (GO): nucleus
Molecular function (GO): protein dimerization activity
Source: RefSeq, a predicted model, not a curated record
AUGGAAAAUGUCAAUCAUGAAAUUGAUAAUUUAUACUAUAGGGAUGCAGAUAUAAACGACGACAUUGACGACGAUACUGAGUUUCUGAACUUCUCUGCCGAUGAGAAUGUAUUUCCUGAUCAAAACCCGGAUGACGACCUUCCAAUAAUUGAUCAACCUCAUCUAGUGGGUGUUAGAUGCGCAGCUCACGAUUUUCAACUUUCCGUGUAUGAUGUGAUCAAGAAGAAAACUGUUUCGAACUUUCUCGCGAAAAUGCGGAAGUUAGUAAAGAUCUUGAGAGCUCAGCCCUAUGUUAAUUCCUUCAAAGUGGAUAAAACACGAAAGAUGCCAAUUUUGGAUGGAGAAACCCGAUGGGGCUCUGCCUACCUAAUGGUUAAACGCAUUGAGGAUCAGAAGGAUUUCGUGCAGGGUCUUCUACCGGCAGAGCUACAACGCGAGUUCAACGAUAAAUUUUGGAUGACUAUUGAACGGUUCGUAAAAGCGACAUUUCCAGUUUACUUAUUAACUAAAAGAAUUCAAGAAGAGUCCCUUACUUGUGGAACGAUGUAUCUUUAUUGGAAGGAGUGCUGCCUAGAACUAGCCGAAAUGAAUGACUCAUUGGGAAAUAAACUGCUCGAAGCACUGCAGAACCGACAAGGUAUGUGGUUUGACAACCCCGCCUUCAUGGCCGCUCUUUUCGUAGAUCCACGGCUAAACGAGUUUGAUCCUCCAGUAUUAACGCAGGACCAGAAAGAGGAAGCUGUCCAACAUUUAUUGAAGACUUGGAAUGUACUGCGAACUGUAACGAAAGGAAAUUUGACUACAGAGGACAACCCUGUACCGUCUACAUCCACUGGUGCUGGAAUUUUUUCACGUAUUCAAAAACUUCUAUGCACUAAUCGACAGCAUAAAUCUUCAGAAGUUGGAGAUAUGGAAAAGCGGAUUCGAAGAAUUCCAUUGGAGAUGUUUGCUCCAUUGGAUACUGAUGUUAUCAAAUGGUGGGAAGCAAAAAAGCUGGAAGACAAAGAACUGUCUGAUCUAGCUAUAAUUGUAUCUCAACUACCAUGUACCCAAGUAUCCGUUGAGCGAACAUUUAACGGACUUAGACACAUUUUAACGAAAGCCAGAAUGAAGCUGGGUUCGACUCCACUUGAACAAAUAUUAUUUGUCAAAGCAAAUAGUGAUAUUUUUGAUGAUGUCUACUUUCAAUACGAUUUGUAA